GGCUGGCCACGUUUCGCUAGACCUGGAACAAGCUCGCUCGGCAGUAAUUUUUAUGUUCUUAAUCCUUUACCACGUUGUCUAAAUAAUUUGUUUCAAAAAUGAGUGCAACAGCACCAACCCCUGCUUACAAAAUUGGAAUAGUAAAGCAGGUAUUAUCGGGAGAUACAAUUAUCAUUAGAAAACAGCCCCAAGGAGGUCCACCGCCAGAGAAAGUGAUCGCUCUCUCGGGCAUUACGGCGCCGAAACUAGCACGUCAAAGAACUGCCAACAAUGAUUCUGAAACAAAAGAUGAACCAUUUGCAUGGGAAGCUCGAGAAUUUCUUAGGAAGAAGUUGGUUGGAAAAGAGGUUAUUUUUACAGCAGAAAAACCCCCUAACUCUGCUACCAGGGAGUAUGGAUCUGUGUGGGCUGGAAAGGACCCGACAAAAAGUGAAAAUAUGACUGAAGCUUUGUUAGCUGAAGGGCUUGUAAAAGUAAGGGAAGGAGGGCGUAACAUUCCCCAACUGAAAAGACUUGUUGAGAUUGAGGACCAAGCAAGAUCGCAAGGUAAAGGUAUAUGGGGUUCUGAUCUGCAGAACCAUGUUCGAGACAUCAAGUGGAGCAUUGAAAGCCCUAAACAAUAUGUAAAUAAAUUCAAUGGACAACCAAUUAAAGCCAUCAUUGAAUAUGUCAGAGAUGGUUCUACAGUCAGACUUUGUUUGCUGCCCGAUUAUACGCCAAUUACAUUGAUGCUUUCGGGGAUUAGAUGCCCUGCUGUAAAACAAGAUGGCGAAUCAGAGCCUUAUGCAGAAGAAGCUCGUUUCUUUCUUGAAUCAAAACUACUUCAAAAAGAUGUAGAAGUAAUACUUGAAUCUGUCAAUAACAAUAAUUUUGUGGGAACAAUCUUACACCCUCAAGGAAAUAUUGCUGAAGCACUAUUAAAACAAGGUUUUGCGAGAUGUGUUGACUGGUCUAUUGCAGUAAUGAAAUCAGGAGCAUCAACAUUAAGAGCAGCAGAACGUGCUGCUAAGGAAGCCAAACUUCGCAUCUGGACUAAUUAUGUCAGUAACGCACCUGUUAUUGCUGCUAAAGAUAAAGAAUUUACCGCCACUGUGAUGGAGGUUGUAAACGGAGAUGCCCUUGUUGUGAAGCUUCCAACAAAUGUGCAGAAAAAAAUAUUCUUAGCUAGCAUCCGGCCACCUCGUGAAAAGUGAGCUAUAUUUACCACACAAUAAAAAUAUGCAGAUGAAGAAAAUAAGCAAUCACAGAGGCCAAAAGGUUUUAAACCACUUUACGAUAUUCCAUGGAUGUAUGAAGCUCGUGAAUUCUUGAGGAAAAAGUUGAUUGGUAAAAAAGUCAAUGUGACUGUUGACUACAUUCAACCUGCAAAGGAUAACUUCCCAGAAAAGACUUGUUGUACAGUUAUAGCAGGAGGAAUUAACAUAGCUGAAGCUUUAGUUAGCAAGGGAUAUGCGACUGUUGUAAGAUAUAGAAAUGAUAAUGACCAGAGAAGUUCUCACUAUGACAAAUUACUUGAGGCUGAGCUUAAAGCUCAAAAAGCAACUAUUGGUGUCCAUGCUAAAAAAGACAUCCCAACUCAUCGUAUUCAAGAUACAAGUGGGGAUUUGGCUAAGGCUAAAAAAUUUUUCCCAUUCUUGAAGAGAGCUCAAAAAACAGAGGCAGUUGUGGAAUUUGUUGCUAGUGGAUCACGUAUGAGACUUUAUAUUCCCAAGGAGUCAGUCAUUGUCACUUUCUUACUAGCUGGUAUUAACUGCCCAAGAGGUGCACGCCCAGCUAUAGGAGGUGGUGGAAUGCAGGAAGCUGAACCUUUUGGUGAAGAAGCUUUGCAAUUCACGAAAGAAAAAUGUCUUCAACGUGAUGUCAAUGUUACAAUAGAAGAAAUGGAUAAGGCUGGCAACUUUAUUGGGUGGUUAUGGAUUGAAAACGAAAACUUAUCUAUUUCUCUUGUGGAGCAUGGUCUUGCAUCGAUGCAUCACACUGCUGAAACUAGCGAGUUUGCUCGGACAAUUAAGAAUGCGGAAGAAAAUGCCAUCAAGAAGCGCAUUGGAAUUUGGAAAGAUUACGUUGAAGUAGAAAAAGAGGUAGAAAAAGAGCGCAAUGUUCCUGUCCAGGAUCGUGUUAUUAAAUAUGAAAAAGUGAUUAUUACUGAAAUUACAAAUGAGGGUGUUUUCUAUGCUCAAAACAUAGAGUCGGGAAACAAAUUGGAAGCUUUGAUGGAUAAAAUACAUCAGGAAUUUAAAACUAAUGCUCCUCUUCCUGGAUCACAUGUAGCAAGGAAGGGGCAAAUAUGUGCCGCGCGUUUCAGUCUUGAUGAUCAGUGGUACAGAGCUAAGGUUGAGAAGUUACUGGAAGACAAAAUGGCUCAAAUAUUCUAUAUUGAUUAUGGAAAUAGAGAGGUUCUGAGCCAAACUAGAUUAGCUCCAUUGCCAGCGGGCACCGAAAGGGAACCACCGUAUGCGACGGAAUACACACUGGCGGGUGUUAAGUUCCCAUCCGAUCCCGACGACCGUCACGACGCGGUACGCGCCUUUUCUCUGGACGCGCUAAACAAGAAGCUGCUUCUCAAUAUAGAGAUUCGUGGCUCCCCACCGGCUGUUACCCUCGUCGAUCCUGCUACUAAUACCGAUAUUGGCAAGAACCUGAUCAAGGAGGGUUUGGUGCUGAUGGAGAACUCGCGUGAGUACCGGUUGAGCAUCAUGCUUGCGGAGUACCGCGCGGCGCAGGACCACGCCAAGAUGUCGCGCCUCAACCUUUGGCGGCACGGCGACAUCACCGACGACGAUGCCGUAGAGUUCGGCGCUCGUCGCUAGCGCGAGCUCGUCUGGUACGACGCCUCCCUCGCGCCUUCUCACACGCUCUCCUGCGCCACGUGCAAGGCGCCGUACAUUGAAACUAUCAUCUUCACCGUCAUCAUAGACUUUCUGUAAAGGCAGCAAGAACGACGUACCGAACAUUUUGAACUAAUUAAUAAUAAGAUAUAUUAUGUGUUAUCAUCCUUCCAUACUUUUUGGACUGCCUUCCCGGAUAUCAAUUACUGUCCUGAGUAAUGAUUAUGAUCGAUUUUUGAAUGUAAAUGUUGUUUGUAAUAAUAAACUGUGUCUAUCCCAUAAUCUCCGCGCAGUCGCCGCGCGCGGCCGUGUCGGUAUUCUUCACUCGCUGUCGACGCAUCAGUCUGACGUGUGCGGCAUGUUGACCUCGACCGAGAGGGAAUCUUUGACCCUUUUUUUCGUACCUAUCCUAAUACAAUAAUCACUUUAGAUAUUCUCUACAUAUUUUUAUAUUUCGCUAAGAUAAACUGAAUUAUUAAUAUUAAAUAGUAAAUUAUACAUAGAUUAUGAUAGAGAUGAGUAUUUAAGACUUGUCAAUAUUUAAUUUAUAAAAUCAUAUUAUCGUAUACAAUUUGAUGGAAUAAAUGUUAGAUUAUUAAAUUUUCAAUUGUUAUUUUACUAUUUAUUUACACCGCAUAAUUAAUUGACUGUUGUUCUGAUGUGAGUUGAUAGUAUAUAUUUGAUGUGUUGUAAAGAAUUCACUUUGCUUGGGAUGUUGCAGUAUCGAUCUCUUGUCUUAUUUCUAUUGUUACAUGAUACUAGAUUGUAUAUUUUGUAUCUGUCUAAGGCUCAUUCAAAAGAUAAAUUGAAAACAACAAUGUGUAAUAUUAGCUAAGUGUGAAUUUUAUCUAAAGUAAUAUAAUAUGGGAAGUCUGAGUGUAGUGGUAAUUUAUAAUUUUUUUUUUACUUUAUUAUUGUUUAUUAUUUUAUUAAACAAUUGUUCUAUACAAUGUAAGAUUAUUUUGUGUACUUAUGAUUAUAUUGUUUUGUACACUUACCUCUCUUCCCGAAGUGUUUUUUUUUACUCCAUAUUAUAAAUUUCGUUUACUCUUUUCGAGAGUACCAAACGGUGCAUGGAUUGUUAAUUAAACUCGGUAUAAUGAAAUAAAUAUUUUAGGAAAUA
Messenger RNA from Melitaea cinxia (Glanville fritillary), 3951 nucleotides. It is a transcript of the gene Tudor-SN, whose product is annotated as staphylococcal nuclease domain-containing protein 1. Gene Ontology annotation, molecular function: RNA binding; nuclease activity. Gene Ontology annotation, biological process: regulatory ncRNA-mediated gene silencing; mRNA catabolic process. Gene Ontology annotation, cellular component: nucleus; cytosol; RISC complex. Lineage: Eukaryota; Metazoa; Arthropoda; Insecta; Lepidoptera; Nymphalidae. The record is from RefSeq and is a predicted model, not a curated record. The transcript is spliced from 10 exons.